GUACGCACGAGAAUCUUGUCCAUAUGGACAAGCAUUAAUGAAAUUUCAAUAUCGUAAAAUAUUAAACUAUCAAUUAAAUAGAUUAUUUAUGCGACAAAAUGGCUACCAAUCUCUUAUUGACGAUGCCUGGCCAAUCGUCCGCAGCAAUUGACAAGCCUAAACACAAUUAUUGUGAAGAUGAUGAAUACAUUUUAAACGGAAUUCGUUUCAUGAAUUUUCGCAUGUUAUCAUCUGAUGAGAUUCAACGACAUUCGGUAGUAAAAGUAGCCAACACAUUUCUUUACGAUGGGCUCACAACUAAUCCUUCCAAGUUUGGCUUACUUGAUCGAAAACUAGGAGUUGGAACCAAAAGCCUUAGAUGUGAAACUUGUAAUCGUGAUUAUAAUGCCUGCGUUGGCCAUUUUGGAUGCAUCGAAUUAGCUUAUCCUGUUUAUCAUGUUGGUUUCUUUAACUAUACUGUCCAAUUAUUGCAAUGCAUUUGCAAACGCUGUGCUCGAAUAUUGCUGCCUAAUGAAUCCCGUCCGAAAUAUUUGCUUGGUAUCAGUGAUGACAUGAAUCCUCUUGCAAAAAAGGCUUUACAUAAAAAAAUCGUUGCUCAUUGUAAAAAAAUCAAAAUUUGUCCACAUUGUGAUUUCGAAAAUGGACAGAUCAAAAAAUAUCCUUUCAUGAAGAUAUUCCAUCUUAUACGAGCCAAAGAAACGGAAUUAUUGAGUUCGAUAUUCUAUGACGAAGAGAUGAACAGCAAAAAUGAACGCAAUAAAAUUUCCAUUGAUGAAGCGGAAAACUAUCUGGGAAAUUCUUAUGAAUUUCUCACUCCGCAUAAUGUGCUUAAACUUUUCGAAAAAAUUCCCAAAUCAGAUUAUAUCUUGUUGUUACUUUUGGACAAUUCGCCUAUGGAUCUAUUAUGUACACAUCUGCCGGUUCCUCCAUGCAUUAUUAGGCCAUCAUCACAUAAUAACACCGGAUUAAGAUCGGUCGAAGAUGAAUUGACCAUGAAAUUGAAUGAGAUUUUAAUUGCGAAUGAAACGCUUAAGAAACGAAUUCAAGAUGGCUCUGUUUUCAUCAAAAUGAUCGAAGCUUGGGAUUUUCUUCAAGUACUGGUUUCUGUAUACAUUAAUUCGGAUGUUCGUAAUUUACCUCCACAACACAAUUCGGUAGCUUCAGGUCAAGGUAUCGCACAACGUCUAAAAGGCAAAGAAGGUCGAUUUCGCGCCAAUCUUAGCGGUAAACGUGUCAACUAUUCUGCUCGAACUGUCAUUUCCCCAGAUCCGAAUUUAGCUAUCGAUGAGGUGGGCAUACCACUGAAGAUAGCCACUCACAUGACUUUUCCGGUAGUAGUCACUCCAUUCAACAAGAAAUAUUUGCAACAACUAGUUUUGAACGGUCCUUACCAACAUCCAGGAGCAAUAUUUAUAUUAAAUGAACAUCGCAAAACGCAUUUGAAUUAUGUAGAUCGCAAGCAUUUCGCAAGUAAACUCCAAAUUGGGGAUGUAGUUCUACGACACAUGAUUAACGGAGACUAUGUUUUGUUUAAUCGACAACCAUCGCUUCAUCGUCUAUCGAUCAUGUGUCAUCGCGUUCGUAUACAUCCGGAUCAAACAUUCAAAUUUAAUGAAUGUGUUUGCUCUCCUUAUAACGCCGAUUUCGAUGGCGACGAGAUGAAUGUUCAUUUCAUGCAGACAGAAGAGGCAAAGGCUGAAGCGGCCACCUUAAUGCAAUCAAAGUAUAAUCUUACUUCACCUAGAAAUGGUGAACCAGUCAUUUCACCGAUUCAAGAUUUUAUUACAUCUAUUUAUUUGAUGACUAAACGCGAUACAUUUUACAGCCGAUCCGAAUUCGAUCAUUUACUCGGUAUGCUUUUAGGUCAUAAAGAUUGUCGUCGAAAAAUUUGCUUACCCAAACCUGCUAUUAUCAAACCAAUACCAUUAUGGACUGGCAAACAAAUAAUUAGCAUGAUAUUGAAACCUUUCGAAGACUGUGAUUGUAGUUUGAAUCUUAAAUUCAUGACUAAAGCAUACAGCUCUAAUGAGGAAUUUUGUCCUAACGAAGGAUAUAUAUGGAUUCGCAAUAGCGAGCUUAUUUGUGGGACCUUAGAUAAAUCAGUGAUUGGUGGUGGAUCUAAAAAGAAUAUUUUUUAUCUUAUUCUCAAAGAAUACAACCCCAAUGAUUCAAUCGACACUAUGCUCAGGCUGUGUCGUGUAUCGAGCUUUUACAUAACAAAUUAUGGAUUUUCGAUCGGCAUUGAUGAUGUAACACCUACUCGUGCUUUAAUUGAGCAAAAAGAGGUGCUUGUUACGAAAGGUUACACCAAUGUUAAAACCUACAUAGAUCGAUACAAUCGCGGUUUAUUAAAUCCGAUUACCGGUUUGACUCGUGAACAGACACUUGAGUCAUUGAUUCUCAAAGAACUAUCAGAAAUUCGCGACCAUGCUGGCAAAGCUUGUAUCAAACAUAUAAGUCCUCGAAAUUCUCCUCUGGUCAUGGCAAAUUGUGGUUCCAAAGGUUCGCAUAUAAAUAUUUCGCAGAUGGCUGUUUGCGUUGGUCAGCAAUCAAUUCGUAACCAACGAGUACCCGAAGGUUUCAAUAAACGUGUCCUCCCUCAUUUUGAUUUCUUUGAUCGUUCACCUGAAGCACGUGGAUUUGUCGCCAAUUCGUUCUACUCAGGACUCAAUCCUUUUGAAUUCUUUUUUCAUGCAAUGGCUGGCCGCGAGGGAUUGCUCGAUACAGCAGUUAAAACUGCCGAAACCGGUUAUAUGCAACGACGGUUAAUCAAAGGUCUAGAAGAUUUAGUUGUUCAUUACGACUACUCUGUACGUAACAGUGAUGGUGAAAUUAUUCAAUUUGAUUAUGGAGAUGAUUGCCUUGAUCCGAUAAAUAUUGAAUCCAGUGAUAUGUUUGCUGAUUUUGAUUACUAUUGGAACCACAUACUCAGCAUCAAUUCAUAUCCGCAAGAACCAACAUUGAAUCAAAAUCAGAUUUACUGUUCUGCGCAGAAGAUUUUACAGCGCAAAGAAUUUGCAAAUUCUAUUCUCCCAUUUUAUAUAGAAAAAAUUUUAAAAUUUUUCGAAGAGAAAGUUUGUGAUAAAUUUGAAAGGCUGAAAAAUAAAACACACUCAUCUCAUGUCCGAAUUUGCUCUAGUCACGUCGAAGCAUUUUUACAGCGAAUUCUUCGUAAAUUAAUGGAAUCAAAAAUUGAUCCUGGCACAGCGAUCGGCGCCAUAUGUGCUCAAUCAAUAGGAGAACCAACGACGCAGAUGACAUUGAAAACGUUUCAUUUUGCCGGCGUUGCUUCCAUGAACAUCACUCAAGGUGUGCCACGUAUCACUGAGAUUAUUAAUGCGACAAAGAAUCCUUCGACGCCAUUCAUAAAAGCGCAUCUUGUUGAUCCAACAUCAGUUGAAUUGGCUGAAAUUGUCAAAUUGAAAAUAGAAAACGUUUACUUGGAUCAAAUUUGUGAAAAAAUUUAUCAAACCUUUAUUGAUGGGUUCUUAUGCUAUAUACUUAAGCUAAACCAAUUAGUUUACAAACAGUUACAUCUGAAUGAGAUUAUGGUUGAAGAGGCGAUCAAUACUCAGCUCAAGCCUGAUAUUUGCAAGAUUAUUUACCCUUAUGUUAAAAUCUUUCCUAAUGUUCGCCGUAUGAUCUAUCUUCCUCGAAUGUUCGAAGAUGAUUUGGCCAAAGUUUUCAUCUCAGGGAAUCGACACGUACAACGUGCUACCAUUCACGAGGAUGGUGGCAAAUAUUACUUAAUGAUCGAAGGCAAUGGUUUUCUUCAUGUUCUCGGUACUGAUGGUGUCGAUUCUCGGCUCACCAGCUCGAAUAACAUCCACGAAGUUGCCGCAGUAUUGGGCAUUGAAGCUGCUCGUGCUACUAUAAUUAGUGAGAUUAAAACCACAAUGAAAGGAUAUGGCAUUACGAUCGAUGAACGGCAUUUGAUGUUAUUGGCCGACACAAUGACCGCUUCCGGCCAUGUUGUUGGCAUGACACGGUCAGGCUUUUCAAAAGUGAAAAGUUCCACAAUCAAAAUGGCAUCCUUUGAACGAACUAUCGAUAAUCUGUAUGAGGCAUCGUACUACAAUAAUCGUGAUUAUGUUCUUGGUGCAUCUGAAUGCAUUAUCGUCGGUGCACCUACCAAAAUGGGAACCGGAUUUUUCGAUAUUGUGCCUGAUUUGAGAUCAUCUUUAUUGUCAUCAACAAUUUCUAAAAAUAUUGAUUACAAGAAUGAAAAAUCUAAAGUGGAUUUAUUUGAUGGCAUUGAGUUUUAAGAUUUGGGUAGAUAAAAUAUAUUCUUUAUGUGAUAAGCCAAUCCAAUUUUUUUGUGUAUAUAUCAAUAUUGUUUGAAUCAUUGUUUGACUAAUAUUGAUUGCAUCUUAUAUUUGAUUUUAAUUAAAUUUGAAAAGUCAAUU
Molecule: messenger RNA, 4406 nt
Organism: Dermatophagoides pteronyssinus (European house dust mite)
Lineage: Eukaryota; Metazoa; Arthropoda; Arachnida; Sarcoptiformes; Pyroglyphidae
Gene: Polr3A
Product: RNA polymerase III subunit A
Biological process (GO): DNA-templated transcription
Molecular function (GO): DNA-directed RNA polymerase activity; DNA binding
Source: RefSeq, a predicted model, not a curated record